Molecule: messenger RNA, 7116 nt
Organism: Jaminaea rosea
Lineage: Eukaryota; Fungi; Basidiomycota; Exobasidiomycetes; Microstromatales
Product: putative PRP8-U5 snRNP protein, pre-mRNA splicing factor
Exons: 2
Coding region: 1-7116 (2371 amino acids)
Biological process (GO): spliceosomal tri-snRNP complex assembly; mRNA splicing, via spliceosome
Cellular component (GO): U5 snRNP; catalytic step 2 spliceosome
Molecular function (GO): pre-mRNA intronic binding; metallopeptidase activity; U6 snRNA binding
Source: RefSeq, a predicted model, not a curated record
AUGCGAGGCCCACCACCAGGGAUGCCAUCCACCUACGACAGCAAUGGCGCAGGCCCCUCGCGCAUCCUUACUCAGGAACAGAUUGAGGCAAAGGGGAGGAAAUGGCAGCAGAUGCAAAGCAGAAGAUUUGGCGACCGUAGGGGAAAGAGCGGCUUCGUCGAUACGGGCAAGCAGGAGAUGCCACCUGAGCAUGUACGAAAGAUUGUCAAAGACCAUGGCGACAUGAGCAACCGCAAGUUCAGGAACGACAAGCGCGUACACCUGGGCGCCUUGAAAUACAUCCCUCACGCCAUGAUGAAGCUUCUGGAGAACAUCCCUAUGCCUUGGGAGCAGGUACGAGAAGUGCCUGUCCUCUAUCACAUCACAGGAGCCAUCACCUUCGUCAAUGAUGUGCCCAAGGUCAUUGAGCCGAUAUACCACGCUCAGUGGGCGGCAAUGUGGCUAGCCAUGAGGAGAGAAAAGCGCGAUCGACGCCACUUCAAGCGCAUGCGCUUCCCUCCUUUCGACGAUGAGGAGCCACCGAUGGACUACGGCGACAAUUUGCUGGAUGUCGAGCCGCUGGAAGCAAUCCAGCUCGAGCUCGACGAGGAGGAGGACUCAGCGAUCAUCGAUUGGUUCUACGACCACAAGCCGCUGGCAGACGACCCUGAGCACGUCAAUGGCACGUCGUACAAGUAUUGGACACUCGACCUGCCGAAGAUGGCAGCGCUGUAUCGCCUGGGCAAGACGCUUUUGUCCGACUUCAACAGCGGCGACUCCAACUACUUCUACCUCUUUGACCGCAAGGCCUUCUUCACAGCCAAGGCACUCAAUAUGGCCAUUCCCGGUGGUCCGAAGUUUGAGCCACUCUUCAAGGAUGCGGAGAGCUACGAUGAUGACUGGAACGAGUUCAACGAUAUUCGCAAGGUCAUCAUUCGCCAGCAGAUUCGCACAGAGUACAAAGUGGCGUUCCCGCACCUCUACAACAGCCGCCCGCGAGCCGUACAUCUGGGCAUCUACCACGAACCCAAGAACGUCUUCGUUCGCACCGACGACCCGGAUCUGCCCACCUUCUUCUUUGACCCGGCCCUCAACCCCAUCUCAAGUCGUGGUCUAGCAAACGCAGAUGCGUUUGACAAAAUCGAUGCAGAUGGGGAGCGUAUUCUGAGUCACGAGGAUGCGGUGUUUGGCGAGGGUAUUGAAGGCGAUGACGAGCUGCCGGAUGAGGAGGCGUUUAGCUUGCCAGAGGGCGUGGCGCCAUUCAUGGAGGAUGAACCGCUCGAGAGAGAAUACACUUCGGACGCUUUGGCGCUUUGGUGGGCGCCCGCUCCCUACAACAGGAACAGCGGUCGCACUAAACGCGUGCUAGACGUUCCCCUCAUCGAGGGAUGGUACAUGGAGCACUGCCCGCCUGGGCAGCCAGUCAAGACGAGGGUCUCCUAUCAAAAGCUGCUCAAGCGCUACGUUCUCAACUGCCUGUCGACGAAGCCGCCCAAGUCUGGAAAGAAGAGAUACUUGCUCAAGCAGCUCAAGUCGACCAAAUUCUUCCAAACGACGCAGCUCGACUGGGUUGAGGCUGGCCUGCAGGUCGUGCGACAGACCUGGAAUGCCCUCAAUCUCCUCAUCCACCGCAAGGGCUUGCACUAUCUUCACCUCGACUACAACAUGAACUUGAAGCCAGUCAAGACCCUGACGACCAAGGAGCGCAAGAAGUCACGCAUGGGUAACUCAUACCAUCUCAUUCGAGAACUCGGCCGCCUCACUAAGCUCAUCGUCGACUCACACAUCAUGUUCAGGCUCGGCAAUGUCGACGCCUUCCAGCUUGCCGAUGGCCUACAGUACACGCUGAAUCACGUCGGCCAGCUGACGGGCAUGUACCGGUACAAGUACAAGCUGAUGCACCAGGUGCGAGCAUGCAAGGACCUGAAGCACGUCAUCUACCAUCGCUUCAACUCGGGGCCAGUGGGUAAGGGUCCUGGUGUGGGCUUUUGGGCUCCAUCAUGGAGGGUCUGGAUGUUCUUCUUGCGCGGCAUCGUUCCUCUACUCGAGAGAUGGCUGGGCAACUUGCUCGCCCGUCAGUUUGAGGGUCGUAACAGCAAGGGCGGCGCAAGCACCGUCACGAAGCAGCGCGUCGAGUCGCACUUCGAUCUCGAGCUGCGUGCCGCUGUGCUCCACGACAUUCUCGAUCAGAUGCCAGAGGGCAUCCGCCAGAACAAGAGCAAGACGAUCAUGGCUCACUUGCAGGAGGCCUGGCGAUGCUGGAAGAGCAACACACCGUGGCGAGUGCCCGGUAUGCCUGCACCUAUCGAGAAUAUCAUCUUGCGCUACGUCAAGCAGAAGGCGGACUACUGGACGUCGGUGGCGCACACCAACCGAGAGCGCAUUCGUCGAGGAGCUACGGUAGACAAGACGGUCGCACGUAAGAACCUGGGCAGACUCACGCGUCUUUAUCUCAAGGCCGAGCAGGAGCGUCAGAAUGGCUACCUCAAGGACGGACCGUACAUCACCAGCGAGGCAGCCGUCGCCAUCUACACCUCGACUGUCCACUGGCUUGAGUCACGCCGCUUUGCGCCCAUCCCCUUCCCGUCGCUCAACAACAAGAACGAUACCAAGCUUCUCGUCUUGGCGCUGGAGAAUCUCAAGCAGCAGUACAGCGUGCAGGGUCGUCUCAACCAGAGCCAGCGAGAAGAGCUUGCUCUCAUUGAGCAGGCCUUCGACAAUCCGCACGAGACUUUGGCUCGAAUCAAGCGACUGUUGCUCACACAGCGAUCGUUCAAGGAGGCAGGCAUUGAGUUCUUCGACACCUAUGAGAAACUCAUUCCGACAUACGCCAUCGAGCCCAUCGAGAAGCUUACUGAUGCCUACUUGGAUCAGUACCUGAGCUACGAGGCAGACAAGCGUCAGCUCUUCCCGCCAUGGAUCAAGCCCUCGGACCAGGAGCCGCCCCCCUUGCUCGUCUACAAGUGGUGUCAAGCGAUCAACAACCUCGACAAUGUAUACGACACGUCGAAUGGAGAGUGCAACGUCUUGAUGGAGACCUCGCUGGACAGAGUCUAUGAGAAGAUAGACAUUACCUUGCUCAAUCGCCUCUUGCGUCUUGUCCUCGACGCCAACAUCGCCGACUACAUGACAGCCAAGAACAACAUUCCAGUCGUAUUCAAGGACAUGACGCACAUCAAUAGCUACGGUCUCAUCCGCGGCCUUGCCUUCAGCCAUUUCAUCUUCUCGUACUACGGUUUGGUGCUCGACUUGCUCAUUCUCGGCCUGCAGCGAGCCAACGACAUGGCGGGUCCUCCCUCGACGCCAAAUGGCUUCCUGCAAUUCAAGGACACCGCCACCGAGACGCGACACCCCAUCCGUCUCUACACGCGCUAUGUCGACCGCAUCCACAUCUUCUUCCGCUUCGAGGCCGACGAGAGUCGCGAUCUAAUUCAACGCUACCUCAGUGCUGAGCCAGAUCCGAAUAACCAGAACCUGCUCGGCUACAACAACAAGCGCUGCUGGCCCAGAGAUUGCAGGAUGAGGCUGAUCAAGCACGACGUCAACCUUGGUCGCGCCGUCUUCUGGGAAAUCAAGAACAGGUUGCCGCGAGCCCUCACAACGAUUGAGUGGGACACUACCUUCGCCUCGGUCUACAGCAAGGACAAUCCGAACACGCUCUUCUCGAUGGGCGGCUUCGAGACAAGGAUCCUGCCCAAGGCGAGAGCCGGCGAUGUGAACGAGGCGAGAGAUGCUGUGUGGUCUCUAGUGCAAAGCGCUACGGGAGAGCGCACAGCGAAUGCCUUCCUGCGCGUCAGCGACGAGGGAGUGCAAGCAUUCAACAAUCGUGUCCGGCAGGUCCUCAUGUCUGCAGGUGCGACGACAUUCAGCAAGAUCAUCAACAAGUGGAACUCGACUCUCAUUUCGCUCAUGACCUACUACCGCGAGGCCGUUGUCUCCACGCCCGAACUUCUCGACGUCAUUGUCAAGGGCGAGUCGAAGACAAUGGCGAGGAUCAAAGCCUCGCUCAACUCCAAGAUGCCGUCGCGUUUCCCUCCCGUCCUCUUCUACUGCCCGAAGGAGCUUGGUGGCCUCGGCAUGCUGUCGAUGAGCCACAUUCAGAUCCCUGCGUCCGACUUGCGAUGGUCCAAGCAAGUCGAUGGCUCUAUCACUCACUUCAGAGCCGGAUUGAGGACAGGAGGUGCAGAGGACGAGGAGGCUCUCAUCCCCGCCUUGUACCGAUACCUUGUACCGUGGGAGUCUGAGUUCGCCGACAGUGCUCGAGUCUGGUCCGAGUACGCUCAGAAGCGCAAGGAGGCCAACGCUCAGAAUCGUCGCCUCACCCUUGAAGACCUCGAGGACUCGUGGGAUCGUGGUCUACCUCGUAUCAACACGCUCUUCCAGAAGGACCGCACUGUGCUAGCCUUCGACAAGCAGUGGCGCAUGCGUCAACACUUCAAGCAAUACCAGAUCCUCAAGCACGAUCCUUUCAUCUGGACCAAUCAGCGCCACGAUGGAAAGCUCUGGAACCUCAACGCCUACCGAGUUGAUGUCAUUGCGGCGCUCGGCGGUAUUGAGGGCAUCCUUGCGCACACGCUCUUUGCUGGUACGGCGCAUACGACGUGGGAGGGUCUCUUCUGGGAGAAGGCGUCUGGAUUCGAGGAGCAGAUGAAGUUCAAGAAACUCACCAACGCUCAGCGCUCUGGUCUAUCGCAAGUGCCCAAUCGUCGAUUCACGCUCUGGUGGAGUCCGACGAUCAACCGAGCCAACGUCUACGUAGGUUUCCAGGUGCAGCUCGACUUGACGGGCAUCUUUAUGCACGGCAAGCUGCCGACGCUCAAGAUUUCGUACAUUCAGCUUUUCCGUGCUCACUUGUGGCAGAAGAUCCACGAGAGCGUCGUCAUGGACCUGUGUCAGGUCUUUGACCAGGAGCUUGAGGCGCUGCAGAUUGAGACGGUGCAGAAGGAGACGAUCCAUCCGCGAAAGUCGUACAAGAUGAACUCGAGUUGCGCAGAUGUGCUCUUAUUCGCCAGCCACAAGUGGCCCAUCUCGCGCCCUUCGCUGUUGACGGACGGUCGCGACGUCAUGGACGGCUCCAGUACGAGCAAAUGGUGGUUGGACGUACAGCUGCGAUGGGGUGACUUUGACUCACACGACGUGGAGCGCUACGCUCGCGCGAAGUUCCUCGACUACACAAGCGACUCGACGUCCAUCUACCCUUCGCCCACUGGUGUUCUGAUUGCCCUCGAUCUGGCUUACAAUCAGUACUCGGCGUACGGCAACUGGUUCCCCGGCUCCAAGGCGCUCAUUCAGCAGGCGAUGGGCAAGAUUCACAAGGCCAACCCUGCCCUGUACGUGCUGCGUGAGCGCAUUCGCAAGUCGCUCCAGCUGUACAGCUCCGAGCCGACAGAGCCCUACCUCACGUCGGGCAACUACGCCGAGCUGUUCUCGAACCAGGUCAUUUGGAUGGUCGACGACACAAACGUGUACCGCGUCACGAUCCACCGCACCUUCGAGGGUAAUCUGGUCACCAAACCCAUCAACGGAGCCAUCUUCAUUCUCAACCCACGCACUGGUCAGCUCUUCCUCAAGAUUAUUCACACUAGUGUCUGGGCUGGCCAGAAGCGUCUGGGCCAGCUGGCCAAGUGGAAGACGGCUGAAGAAGUGGCCGCCCUCGUCCGCUCAUUGCCCGUCGAAGAGCAGCCCAAGCAGGUCAUUGUCACGCGCAAGGGUAUGCUUGACCCGCUCGAGGUCCACUUGCUCGACUUCCCCAACAUCGUCAUCAAGGGCUCAGAGCUGCAGCUUCCCUUCCAGGCCUGCAUGAAGCUCGAAAAGUUCGGUGACCUCAUUCUGCGAGCGACGCAGCCACAGAUGGUCCUGUACAGUCUGUACGAUGAUUGGCUGUCCUCCAUCUCGAGCUACACUGCCUUCUCUCGUUGCCUGCUCUUGCUGCGCGCCCUCCACGUCAACCAGGAGAAGGCCAAGAUUAUCCUCCGCCCCAACGUUUCGACCGUUACUGAGGCGCACCACAUCUGGCCGACAUUGAGCGACGACGAGUGGGUCAAGGUUGAAGUAGCCUUGCGCGACCUCAUUCUCCAGGACUACGGGAAGCGCAAUUCGGUCAACGUGGCCUCGCUCACCAGCUCCGAGAUUCGCGACAUUAUCCUCGGGCAGGAGAUCCAGGCCCCGUCAGUGCAGCGUCAGCAGAUGGCCGAGAUCGAAAAGAGCGCAGAGGCGGCCCAGCAGGUGACGGCCACGCAGACGAAGUCGUCGAACAUCCACGGCGACGAAAUCACGACGGUGACGACAACGCAGUACGAGACGCAGCACUUCAGCUCCAAGUCCGACUGGAGAGUGCGCUGCCUUUCGUCGACGAAUUUGCCGCUCAGGUGCCAGCAUCUCUACGUCAGCAACGACGAUGUCAAGGACGACAUUGGGUCGCUCACGUACGUCCUGCCUAAGAACAUCCUCAAGACCUUCAUCGUGAACGCCGAUCUGCGCACGACGGUCGCCGGCUACCUGUACGGUGUUGCUCCGCCGGAUGCGCCUAGCGUGCGCGAGGUGAAAGUCAUCGUCUGGGUCCCGCAGCGUGGCAGCAAUAACAGCGUCGAGCUUCCUUCGGACCUGCCGCAGCACGACUUCAUGCUUAAGGACCUGGAGCCACUCGGCUGGAUCAAGACGCAGGCGAUGGAUCUGCCCCACCUCUCGUCGAUGGACGUGGCCUCGCAUGCGCGCACCAUGGCUUCGCACCCAGAGUGGGGCGCAAGCUCCAUCUGCAUCACUGCGGCCUUCACUCCAGGCUCGGUCAGCUUGGCUGCGUACAAUCUAUCGGUCGCGGGCUUCGAGUGGGGUCGCAAGGCCAACCAAAGCGAUGCUGCCUCGGGUCAAGGAGGGUUCAACCCGUCGACAAUGGCGGACAAGGUACAGCUCCUCCUUUCUGACCGCAUUCUGGGCACUACGCUCGUCCCGCAGGACAAGGUGUGGAACUACGGGCUGAGCUUGAGCGCUCAGUGGAGCCCGACGGUCAAGACUGGGUACGUCUUGGAUGCGCCCAUCUCGUUCUGGAAUGAGGCGCAUAGGCCCCAGCAGUUCUUGAACUUCACGACGGCGGACGUAGGUGCCGAGGAGGGAGCCGAUGUGCACGAUGCGUUGGCGUAG